Cadophora gregata is the source of this 2958-nucleotide messenger RNA. RefSeq lists its product as uncharacterized. The record is from RefSeq and is a predicted model, not a curated record. Lineage: Eukaryota; Fungi; Ascomycota; Leotiomycetes; Helotiales; Ploettnerulaceae. The transcript has a single exon. Bases 1 to 2958 code for a protein of 985 amino acids.
AUGGCACACACAACAUCGUCAGGUCAAAACACACACCAAGGAUUCGCUGCCGUCAAUAGAGGAAUCAUGGAUCACUCUACGGCUCAGGCAGUUUUGACUGCCAGAAACGCCCACGUAACAUUGCCUAGCAAUCCAGAUAUGGGAAGUACAGCUCAAGGCAUUCAGUACCAUAAUGGGAGAAAUGGUUUCGCAACAGAAGGCCUGGAUCCCGCCGCAAUACCCAGAAAUGGAUUCACACCAGCGAGCCAGUAUACUUCAGCCUCGAAUAUUGCUUAUCAAGAUGCCACCACGUUUCCUGUGAUGGGCAAUGUAUAUCAAGCUCAUCGGGCUACACAUGCAGCUCAUACUCGGCCAGGACUCGCGGAGGUCAUGAACGUAGAACGGAUCGACCAGCAGCCAAGACCAAAUCAAGGAGGUGGAUGGCCAACCUACAACCAUCCUUCUGAACAUCGCCAAAGGUUUCCAAAUGACCCUUCAAUCCAUCAGGGUUUUAAUCAAUCUUCUAAUCACGGUAUUAAAUAUUCCCAAUCGACUGGUCAGCCUCCAAGGGAUCCAAAAUAUAUUGGGCCGUUUCAAUCUCAUUUGAGUUAUCAUAUGGCGUCAAAUGGAUACCAAUCAAAUGGUCAAAGACUGCAUAGCCCUGUACCACCUCCCGUCCCCGGACACUUCCAUCGACCAGAAGGAGUGGUGCCUAUGGAUCCUCGCAACGAGUAUGUCAGAAAAUCCGAGGAUUCUGCCUCUGGCAAUAUCAGCAACACCAUGUCUAAUACCGCCAUUAUACCAAAUCCUCAGGGCUCAAGCCAUAUACGUGAUACUUCCGAUACGAUAUUCGAGCAGCAAAGUGUGCAAAAUAUGCACGAAGAGGCGCAGGUCGAUGAGCCAAUGAAAGUUGCUCUUCCUGCUUCAAAUACAGCUCCAACUCAAGCAAAUAUCCCAAGUUCAGACCCAACAGCUCCAGUUAGACCACGCCAUAUCCUUUCCUCAACAGAGCAGGCGCAAAUAGAAGCAGCAGCACAUCAAGUUCUUUUGGCCAUCUCAGAAGCUCCCCAAGAACUGAACCCACCUGUAACGUCAGAUGGAUCGGCGAACCCGAAAAUCAAUUCGCCACUCUCAGCACUUGGAAAGGAAUAUGAUCCAAAAACGGACCCGCCGCAAAUCGUCCCCAAUGUUCCCGAGAAACGUUCAGCGGCUGCAACGGAUGGGGCGAAUCAGCUGUCGAACCAGGUGUCAGGGCCCUCUCCAUCAGGACAGCCAGCUGCUUCUAAGAAAAGACAUAGAGGCCGGCCAAACAAAGAAGAGCAGAGGAUCAGAGAUCUAGAAGAUCCUGAGCGAGCCAGGCUUCGGGAAGAGAAGAAGGCGGCAAGAAAAGCCGCAAGAAAUGCCCAAAAGCAAGCUGCCAAGGAAAUCAAAGAAAGACAGAGUACAGAUCCGCCCACAUCAGGCUCCUCAAUCAUUAAGCCAUCUAACAGCGAUAAUGAAACAACUGAGCAAUCAGCAGCCAACAAACCCGAGGAUAUUGUAGAGGAAGUGGACCUUUAUUCCGCCGAUGGAGAGUCACAGAAAUCCGAUUCUAGAAGCACGCAAACUCUUCCGUCUGCAACUAGAAAGCGCGCUGCCACCACCAUUUUGAAUAUAUCGAGGAAGCAGCAAAGGACUGCAGAGGGACAGAUCAUUUCCAGGACAGAACACAGCCGAGCUCAAAGCGAAGGCGCCAUCUCCAUCAACUCAAGUGUCGAGAGCCAGGAUAAACACAGAAAUCCAGGCAGAGAGUCCCAUACUCCGUUGAGCCGGCCUGGAGUUUCUUCCAGCCAGGGCUCUUCCAGUGAUCAAGGAGGUGGGUCUCGUCAGCGCAGCUCCAGCACCAACACAAUCGUGGUUGAUCAAUCUCAAAUUGCUUUUCGCGGAUCAAUUGGAAACCCUAUUGAUGUCGAGAACCUGGAAGAAAACGCCGCUCCUGUUUUCGGCAACAAUAUACUACUGCAAUCUCCUCUCGUAGUGAUCCCACCUCCCGCGGAGCUAGCACGCAAACGAAUGCGCGCUUACUUCGGCCGAGAAUACUGCCAGCAACAUGAGAUCAGAGAACUCAAACGUUCCAGAAUUUAUCACAGUUCAACUCCAGUUCAGCAGGUUCCGGAGAAUAUCAAUUAUGUCCUGACAUGUUCAGCACCAGGUAGAGUGAAUCCAGGACUGCCCCGCCAGGAAGGCCAAAAGGCUUUACGUGUUAUGCCAAACGAGUUCGGUUCUAUCAGCAAUGCGCAAUUCAUCGUAAUCAUUGACUUUAUUCACGAGGCCCUGGGUCGGAAGAAGAAGCUUUUCGUUGCUGGUACCUCCGAUAACGAUUUUGAGUCUAAAGUCAUCGACGGUCUUGCUGUCAUGGCAUGCGUCUUGGCGUCCAAGAAAGAAACAUACGGGGAAACAAAAACCACUGUAACGCUGAAUUAUUUGCAAAAGAUUCUCCCUGAAUGGAGACCGAAUCCUUUUAUAGAGUUUUUGGACGACCUAGAUUUUUGGUUCCAAUGGGGACGUGGUUACAAUCGUUGGAACAAAGCCACGAAUCAAUGGAGAGAAUUCGUGGAUGAAAUUGGGGCUACCAACAAGAGAAGAAACGCUGGGCCUGAUAUGGAGUACAUCGAGGUAAAUGAUUUCCAGGAUAUCUUGAACGUUAUACCUCUUGAGUCGACCGCCAAAGAGCUCAAGCUACCCGUGCCUUUCAAUCAAAGGACAUUGGCAAAACAAGUCCUGGACUGGUGGGAAGCACAGACUUCAGACAAGGUCCCAUUCAACUUUUCAAGAACGAAACUAAAGAUGCUCGCGGGUCCAGAGAUAAUAGAGCAAGAAGAGGAGUGGUCGCCAAUGAAUCGGGGCAGUAAUGAAGACGAGGGAUACCAUGGAGCUGAAUGGAACCGCGAGACGUUGGACUGGUUCAACGAAUAUGUGGAUAAUGAUGAUACGAGAUGA